GCAACGUAUCGCAGACCGGCAGGGAUCCAUCGGUGAUGCAUGGCGUCCCAAGGGUUCCUCCCUGCGCGGCGGCCCUUAAAGCAGCUUCGGCAGAGAGGCCGCGUCCGUCCGAGAAAGGCGAACGGCAUAGAGGAGGCUCGAGGCUUUGGCAUGAGACCGGGAGGCUUGGCGAGCAGCUCCUCCGCGACGCCGAGGUCUCAGAGUUUCUGCCCGGAGAGGCCGUUGACUCCGCUCUCCGUGUCCAGCAGUGGUUUUUUCUGCGAUGCCGCGGAGAGCUUUAGCACGCGUCUGGCUGCGGCAGUGGCGAGGUCUUUGGUGGAGCGCUACGGCUCCCUGGCGCGCGCCUUCAACACUCUGGCGCCCCAAGGCGCAUUCUCGCGGACCGAGUGGAUGGCGGAACUGGAGCCCAUCCAAGAGCAGCUAGAGGAGAAUGGUCAGCCCCUGCAGAUCAUCUUUACCAAGGUGCUUGGUGCGGCAUCUUUGGAUACGGUGAGCUAUGAGAACUGGUGCUGCUUUUUCCAGUGCCUCAGAGGCAGUCACGCGGAGGACCUUCUGGACAAGGAGCUCGGCCCGCGGCAUGGCGGGCCCUCCGUGCGCUCCCGGCGGCUGCUGGCGCCUCGCGGGGAUUUGGGCGAGGACCCGACGCAGGGUUUGGCUCCGGCGGCUCCGGCGGCUCCGCCGGAGCCAACGAAGUCAGAGGUGCCGACGCCGAGCCCGGCGCGCAGCCCUCCGGCGCCCAGCCCAGGCGGCUUCUCUCGGCCCAUGCUGAAGAUGCUGAUGAGCCGACACCAGGUUGAGGAGGAGCUGAGCAAGCGCUACUCAUCCACGGGCGUGGUGAGGCUGCCCUAUCUUCCGCCGGAGGCCCGGCGCCUCAGCCUCGAGGGCGCGCGAGAGCCUCGCAAAGUGCUGCCCAGCGCGUUCACUUCCUCUUUGCUCGAGUGAUAGAUGGGUGUCCUUUUCGGUUAGUUCGACGGGUUUCAGCUUGGUAUGAUGGCCUUUUCCCCA
Molecule: messenger RNA, 1005 nt
Organism: Effrenium voratum
Lineage: Eukaryota; Dinophyceae; Suessiales; Symbiodiniaceae
Source: the annotation of a GenBank genome assembly